This is a messenger RNA of Cynocephalus volans (Philippine flying lemur), 279 nucleotides long. RefSeq names its product C-X-C motif chemokine ligand 13 (gene CXCL13). The record is from RefSeq and is a predicted model, not a curated record. Gene Ontology annotation, molecular function: chemokine activity. NCBI's taxonomy places the organism in Eukaryota, Metazoa, Chordata, Mammalia, Dermoptera, Cynocephalidae. Bases 1 to 279 code for a protein of 92 amino acids. The transcript has 3 exons. Gene Ontology annotation, cellular component: extracellular region. Gene Ontology annotation, biological process: defense response; chemotaxis; immune response.
AUGAGGCUCACCACGGCAUCUCUGCUUCUCCUGCUGCUGGUCAGCAGCCUCUCUCCAGUUCAUGGUAUUCUGGAGGCUUACAACACAAACUUGAAGUGUAAAUGUAUCCGAUCAGCCUCCUAUUUCCCCCUACGUUCAAUUGAUAAGAUUCAAAUCGUGUCUCCUGGGAACGGUUGCCCAAAGAAAGAAAUUCUACUCUGGAGGAAGAAUAAGUUAGUUGCCUGUGUGAAUCCUGAAGCCAAAUGGAUACAAAAAGCAGUGGAAUUGUUUCAGAAGUAA